GUUUCUGGGAGGAAUGGUGUGGACUGGAGGGUGGAGGAGGGGGAAGUGUCUGUAUGCAGGAAGGAUGCUGUAGUAAAGUAGAGGAGGAGAAACUGAAGGGGAGGAGUGCAGCUCCCACGUCAGCGUCCAUCAGAGGAGCGCACAGGAGCCGCUUUCUCCCGAAGUACCGGGUGACUCCCUGCGCUCAGACAACCCCAUCAUCCUAAAAUGCGCUGACCUUCUCCCCAACAAAGGAUUUGGUGUCCCAGUGCUUCAGCCACGGUGCAGGGAGCCAUCCAAGACCCAGACUUCAUCAGACCUCAGAAACCUCUAGCACACUCAUGUGCUGAUCCCUCCUCUUCUCUGCAGCAUCUCAGCACCACCUCUUCACAUCCAAGAUGGACGAUGAUGGACGCUACCGAGACAGCCGCUCAGACUUCAUCCGUGGCGCCAAGGACAUUGCAAAAGUCGCCAAGAAGCAGGUUGGCAAGAAGGUGGGACGUGGCAUGGACAAAAUGACCGAUGAGUACACCAGGCGCUCCUAUAAGCGCUUUGAGGAAGAAGAUGACGACGACGACUAUGCGGGCAUGCCCAGCAACGAUGGUGGAUAUUACCGCAAUGAUAGUCGAGCCAAUGACGAUGAAGGCCACAGUGACUCCACUGAAGGACACGAUGAGGAUGAUGAGAUUUAUGAGGGCGAGUAUCAGGGCAUCCCACGGGCCGACUCUGGAAAAGCAGGUGGCAUGGACGGGGUGGCGGCCAUCGAGGCACAGCAGUUCAGGGACCUGUCGGCCUUCGAGGGCGAGAGGAGGAAAGACCAGGAGGAGCUGGCCCAGCAGUACGAAACCAUCCUGCAGGAGUGUGGUCAUGGCAAGUUCCAGUGGACGCUCUACUUUGUCCUGGGACUGGCGCUGAUGGCAGACGGCGUGGAGAUCUUUGUGGUCGGCUUUGUGCUGCCCAGUGCAGAGAAGGACAUGUGUCUAUCUGAGCCAAACAAAGGCAUGCUGGGUUUGAUCGUUUACCUGGGGAUGAUGGUCGGAGCCUUCGUUUGGGGCGGCCUGGCAGAUCGAAUCGGCCGACGACAGACCCUCCUUAUUUCUCUCUCCAUAAACAGCGUGUUUGCCUUCUUCUCGUCUUUUGUCCAGGGCUAUGUCUCUUUCCUGUUCUGCCGCCUGGCCUCUGGUGUUGGCAUUGGUGGCUCCAUCCCGAUUGUGUUCUCCUAUUACUCGGAGUUCCUGGCCCAGGAGAAGCGUGGAGAGCAUCUGAGCUGGCUCUGCAUGUUCUGGAUGAUCGGCGGCAUCUAUGCCUCGGCCAUGGCCUGGGCCAUCAUCCCACACUACGGGUGGAGUUUCCAGAUGGGCUCAGCCUACCAAUUCCACAGCUGGCGCGUCUUUGUGUUGGUGUGUGCCUUCCCCUCAGUGGCGGCCAUCUCUGCCCUCACCACCAUGCCUGAGAGCCCACGCUUCUACCUGGAGAACGGGAAACACGAUGAGGCGUGGAUGAUCCUGAAGCAGGUCCAUGACACCAACAUGAGGGCCAAAGGUUACCCAGAGAGAGUCUUCUCUGUGACAACCAUUAAAACGGUGAAGCAGCUGGACGAGCUGGUGAACAUGGGUGACAGCGCCGCCUGGCAUGAGAAAUGGAGGAUCAAGCUCUCAGCACUGUUUCAUCAGGUGUGGAACAAUUUCCAAACCGUUUUUUCUCCUGAGUACCGCCGCACCACCUACAUGAUGAUGGCCGUUUGGUUCUCCAUGUCCUUCAGCUACUACGGGCUGACGGUGUGGUUCCCCGACAUGAUCAAGUACCUGCAGAAGCAGGAGUAUGCCUCACGCACCAAGGUUUUUGUCAAAGAGAGAGUAGAACACGUCACUUUUAAUUUUACGCUGGAGAACCAGGUCCACCGUCAGGGGGAGUACUUCAAUGACAAGUUCAUGAACAUGAAGAUGAAGUCGAUGGUGUUCGAAGAUUCUCUGUUUGAGGAAUGUUACUUUGAGGACAUCACUUCCAGCAACACCUUCUUCAAGAACUGCACCUUCAUCGCCACCCUUUUCUAUAACACUGAUCUGUUCAAGUACCGGCUGAUCAACUGUAAGCUCAUCAACAGCACCUUCCUGCACAACAAAGAAGGCUGCCUGCUCAGUGACAUCAGUGAUGAAAACAAUGCCUACAUGAUCUACUUUGUCAGUUUCCUGGGUACCUUGGCAGUGUUGCCAGGGAACAUCGUUUCUGCUCUCCUCAUGGACAAGAUCGGACGGUUGAGGAUGCUCGCCGGCUCCAGUGUCAUCUCCUGCGUCAGCUGUUUCUUCUUGUCUUUUGGCAACAGCGAGUCGGCCAUGAUCGCCCUGCUCUGCCUGUUUGGUGGGAUUAGCAUCGCCUCCUGGAACUCUCUGGACGUUCUGACAGUCGAGCUCUACCCAUCUCACAAGAGAACCACAGCUUUUGGUUUCCUCAACGCUCUGUGUAAACUAGCGGCCGUGCUGGGUAUAAGCAUCUUCACCUCAUUCGUCGGUAUAACCAAGGCCGUGCCCAUCCUGUUUGCCUCGGGGGCGCUGGCGUUGGGAAGUUUUCUGGCGCUCAAACUACCAGAGACGCGGGGUCAAGUGCUACAAUAGAGUGAAUCCAGCAGAUUUGCAGAGGGUAGAAAAUGUUUGUUUUAUUUCUUCUGUCACACUGAGAACACACAGGUCAAGAGCCCAUCAUGUUCUGCCCUCUCAACACUCCCAACACUCACGUGAAAAAUGAAAAUCUACAACACAGGUGUGACUAGCUGCAAUGUUUUCCCUAAAGAUUAUUAAUAAUAGUCAUAACAUAAAUGUCUUUUUGGUUAAUGAUACAAAAUCAGAGCAGAAACCACAAAACAAAAAUAAAACUUCAUUAGACCCCCCCCCCCCCCACCCCCGUUAGUGUAAACAGGGUCAGAGGUCAGUGGAUGGUGGUCUUGAUAGUGAGCCAUGCACAUAGACUCAUAACCACAACUGCAGACUCCUCAGGCUCUGCCUCCCGUCCGUCUGACCUGACCUAGUUCAUCUCCAGAGUUUGCUUCCGUUCUUACUCAAACUUUCUGCCUUUGAUCUGAAGCUUUUUUGCCUCUCCUGUCCGAGACGUCCUCGUCCUGUCUGGACGUCCUCACCCUGUCUCUCCUUGGGUCUCGUGUCGGCGUUGAGGAAAACUGCCAUUUUGUAGGUAAUAGAACAUUCCGGUUUAGAUUCUAUUAAUGUUGCAACUAGGAGAUUUCUCUCCCUCCCUUUAAGGCAUCGGUUCGGAUCCCGCGGACAAGAGCGGGCGGCGGGCGUGUUUCCUGUCUGUUUAAAGCACAACCAUCCAUCGCGGAACCUUUUCUUAGAGAAAAUGUUUAAAGCCUCACCCUCAUACCUCCCAUCGCUCUGAACAUCCCUUUUUGUUUGGUGGGAAUCGCCUUUGUCCUCUCCUCCAGAACUAUACACUAUGUUUGUGUUGGAGGGUGUUAUGCAUGUCACCAAGUAUGAACUCUAUGUAACUUGAAACCUGAGAUUACAUGUAAACUACUUUAUUACAUUAGCUCUAAAUUGAAUUGCUGUAGGAAUUUGACAUUUUUCUCUCAUGAAACAAAGACGAGUUUGCUCGGAGACACUUUAGAACACUUUCACAGGGUUUUCAGAGGACACGGUACAAAAGAAACACACAUUAAUAAAAGUUUUUUUUCUUGUUUAAAAGCCGUGUGGAAAAAAAUAUCAAGGAUAUGAAAGAGUUUCUGAAAUUAACUCCACUUUACGAUGGAUUUGGGCAGCCAUGUGUUAUUUUUUCUGUGUAAAUUGAAUGUUUAUAUUAAUGUGUGUGUGUGUGUGUGAGUGUAUGUUAUUGAAAUAUUGCACCUUUGUGCAAUAUUAAAAUAUUUCUAAUCCUUUAUUUAACAUUUUAUCAUUCCACCAUUUGAUUUUUCUAAUGGAUGCUGAAUAAGAGCACGGUCAGCCUACCUUUUAUGAAACAUGAGCUCAAAAUCAGGAAGGUUCUCUAACAAAACUGUAUAUAUUUUUAUUUAUUUUGAAAUUGAGGGUCUUUAUUAUUGUUAUAGCCAUUAAGGCUUUGGAGAGAAGGAUUCUGCUGACGGGGCAGGAAUUUAACAUAAAGUUGGACCUUGUUUUGAUUUGAACGUAACCAGAUACCAUGAUAAAUUCUCCGCCAUGAGGCAUUUAUCAUUAUCUACACUAGAAAACAGCUGCAGGUCCUGGAAGGUUGAAUGGAUAUGUUAACAAUUCAAUGGUAAAAACCUAAAACAAGUAUGUCAGAUUUAAUGCUUUUGUCCAAACUGCCAUUUUGUAGGAUAGCAGCCAUAUGUAGAUUUAAGACAUUUAAACAGCGGCACCACUACAACCGUGCACUUCUGAGGUCUUUGACACACAGAAAUGUGAUGAAAAGCUACCAGAGUGUUUAGCCAGAGCACAAAUUCUACCAAAUGACAAAUCCUACACACUGUAGUUUUUUUAAGGCUUACAAGGACCUGAACCAGGAAAACGACCAAUUUUUUCACCUUACAUCUUCAUCAUCUGAUUGUCUCUGAGUGUGCCAAGAUCUCAUUAAUUAUUGCCAAAUAUUUUGUAUGGCCUCAGUUUACACGUCACACCAUGAAUUCUGUUACAGAUAUGAAUAUAUGUAAAUAAAACAGAUAAACAUGUUGCAAAUACACUUUGGACCGCUGAUCCAUAAAAUACUGAAGUGAGUUUUUCAUGUUGAGCAAGACAACCUUGAAUUUCUCCCCGUCACUCAUCCAAAAGUCACCGUUUAAUAUUUCAGAAGGCAGAAAGCUCAGUUAGAAGCACAUGAGUAUACACACAAAUAUUACCUGCCCUAUUCACUGUAAAGUGUUCAGUUUUCUCCAUGAAAUAAAAAAUGCAACAAUGUGAAACUCCUAUUUUAGCAGAGAAAGCUAAUAAUGCUAACAUGUCUCAGUUCAGGCUGAAGUCGAAAGCGUCACACGUACAUAUCUUAUGUUACAGGUUAUUUUUUGUGAUGUGAUUAUCUUGUUGCCAGGGCAACGAUCAAUUUAAAGUGCAUAAAGUUAACAAAGCAAUAAGUGUUUUGGUAUUUGUCUCUUCUGAGAAUAGAAGCACACGGAAACUUAACGACGACACAUAAAGGAAACGGCUGUGUGUAACUCUCUACAACCACCCCGAGUCCGGAGGGUCCUGUCAGUAAAUCUGCAUCAUCAUUUAUUAAAUGUGAGAAGUGUCACUGUGCCGUGCUGUAGAACAUGUAGCUGACUGUAAGUAUAGAACUGUGGACUCAAAAUAAAAAAAUAGUAUAAAAAAGUGUAAAUGAACCAUGUUGUAUGUUGUCUUUGAUUUUGUGUAUUUUGUAUCUGAGAAUGAGAUAUACAGUAAGUAAACACAUUGAUGUGAAAUACCAGUUAUGAAUCAUAGUUAGACUAAAUGUUGCAACAUGAGUUUUGUUUAAAAGUGUGUGAGAUUAUCUCAUUGUUGACUCUUGACUGGGUUUUUCUUUGCUGUGACCCUUUAGAGUCACAACGAGUGACAAAAAACCACAAAUAAUAAAGAAAUGGAAAACAA
Messenger RNA from Nothobranchius furzeri (turquoise killifish), 5522 nucleotides. It is a transcript of the gene sv2a, whose product is annotated as synaptic vesicle glycoprotein 2A. Gene Ontology annotation, cellular component: neuron projection; synaptic vesicle membrane. Lineage: Eukaryota; Metazoa; Chordata; Actinopteri; Cyprinodontiformes; Nothobranchiidae. The record is from RefSeq and is a predicted model, not a curated record. Gene Ontology annotation, molecular function: transmembrane transporter activity. Gene Ontology annotation, biological process: chemical synaptic transmission; transmembrane transport.